Messenger RNA from Biomphalaria glabrata, 632 nucleotides. RefSeq names its product bone sialoprotein-binding protein-like. NCBI's taxonomy places the organism in Eukaryota, Metazoa, Mollusca, Gastropoda, Planorbidae. The transcript is spliced from 2 exons. The coding region runs from base 1 to 582 and encodes 193 amino acids. The record is from RefSeq and is a predicted model, not a curated record.
AUGAUUGAGGAGCAAGACAAUAAGACAACAGAGAAUAAGACAACAGAGAAUAAGACAACAGAGAAUAAGACAACAGAGAAUAAGACACGAGAGACUAAGACAACAGAGAAUAAGACAACAGAGAAUAAGACAAUAGAGAAUAAGACACGAGAGACUAAGACAACAGAGAAUAAGACAACAGAGAAUAAGACAACAGAGAAUAAGACACGAGAGACUAAGACAACAGAGAAUAAGACAACAGAGAAUAAGACAACAGAGAAUAAGACACGAGAGACUAAGACAUCAGAGAAUAAGACAACAGUGAAUAAGACAAUAGAGAUUAAGAAAACAGAGAAUAAGACAUCAGAGAAUAAGACAACAGAAAAUAAGACAACAGAGACUAAUACAUCAGAGAAUAAGACAACAGAGAAUACGACAACAGAGAAUAAGACAAUAGAGAUAAGACAACAGAGGCAAUAUGACAGUUGUUCUCAACUUAGCUCGGCCUGUGGGUCUACUAACCAAUAUGUCAGGGGUUGCAUCACAUCCAAAAAUAUUACAAUAUUCCUGAAUUUUCCAAAACUUAAUAAUUUGAUCAUAUAAGUACUAAGUACUAAGCCAAUGAAAUACAAGUGUGAAGUAUUGAGUUGAGA